Molecule: messenger RNA, 720 nt
Organism: Ilex paraguariensis (yerba mate)
Lineage: Eukaryota; Viridiplantae; Streptophyta; Magnoliopsida; Aquifoliales; Aquifoliaceae
Source: the annotation of a GenBank genome assembly
AUGAUAAGUAAUGCAUCUUUUUCUUCCUGGACUAACAAUACUCUGCCACCCAUCAGAGUGUCACAUGUCACGAAAGAUGAGUGGGGGUUAAGCCGACCAACCGUCACAAGUAAUUGUAGCAUUAGCAGCAAUGAAAGCACUUCAAGCGUUGCACCAAUGAGUGAAACAAAAGAUCAAGGAAAAGGAGAACAGAACAGGCCAAUGAGAGAUUCUGGGUUUUUGUCGGAGGAUUUGAAUAGGACGGUCCGAAAGCCUUACACCAUCACUAAGUCUAAGGAGAGCAGGACCGAACAAGAGGACGGCAUGUUUCUCGAAGCACUCCAACUGCAACCAUUCUGCAGCAAGUGGACUCCUACAUGUUUUCAUCAGUAUGCUUGUGUAGUUUCAUCCCUAAACCAGAUGUUCAAGGCUGCCUCCCACGUUACAGGACCAUUUCAAUCUUCGGCAGCUCUGCAUGAACCUGGGCAUGCUCGCAGGCCAGAUUCAUUUUCAGUUCCCAGAGACAUGAUAAGCAAUGCAUCUUUAUCUUCCUGUACUAACAAUAGUCUGUCACCCAUCAGUGUGUCUCAUGUCACGAAAGAUGAUUGGGGGUUAAGCUGGCCAACCGCCACAAGUAAUUGUAGCAUUAGUAGCAAUGAAAGCACUCCAAGCGUUGCAACAACUGGUGAAACAAAAGAUCAAGGAAAAGGAGAACAAAACAAGCCAAUGAGAGGUAUGUAA